AUGGAUCUGACCCAAGGGUUCGGAGAUAGAUCCGGCGGUGAGUCGGUGACGGGACUGGUGGAAUCGCUCAAUUUCAGCGACGAAAUCCGGCAAUUAGUGACGAUGCCUCCGGAGAACACCGGUUCCUUCACGGCGUUGCUCGAGAUGCCGGCGACUCAAGCUAUGGAGCUUCUUCAUUUCACAGAUACAUCGUGUUCUCAGGCGACCGGAGAUAUCGCUCCUCCCACUCUUCAUCAUCCUUUUGGGACAUUGGCUUUACCUUCUGACUCGCUUCUCAUGGACCGCGCCGGUCGUUUCUCGGUGAUUGCUUCAGAGCAAAACGGAAAUAUCUCCGGUGAUUCGAAUUCCAGCGCGAAUGUCAAGACCGAGCCUACUGAGACCGAUUCAAUGGCGGAGAAUCAUAACCGUAACAAUUGUUCUGGCAAGAGGAAGGAACGAGAGAAGAAGGUGAAAAGCUCGAUGAAGAAGAGCAAGAGCUCAGAAGAAGCAGAGAAGCUACCAUAUGUUCACGUUAGGGCUCGUCGUGGUCAAGCUACUGAUAACCAUAGCUUAGCAGAGCGAGCAAGAAGAGAGAAGAUAAACGCACGAAUGAAGUUGCUACAGGAACUGGUCCCAGGCUGUGAUAAGAUUCAGGGCACUGCAUUGGUGUUGGAUGAAAUUAUUAACCAUGUACAGUCUUUACAGCGUCAAGUGGAGAUGCUAUCUAUGAGACUUGCUGCAGUAAACCCCAGAAUCGACUUCAAUCUCGACAGUAUACUGGCUUCAGAAGUAAGUUUCAUGUGA
Messenger RNA from Arabis nemorensis, 783 nucleotides. The record is from the annotation of a GenBank genome assembly. NCBI's taxonomy places the organism in Eukaryota, Viridiplantae, Streptophyta, Magnoliopsida, Brassicales, Brassicaceae.